UACACACACACACAUACAUAUUGCUAAUGCAUUGUGCUUCUUUCUAUACGGCGAGAGAAAGAGAAAGAAAAAGAGAGAGAGAGAGCACGGCGGCGAGUGUCUGUUCCACGGUGGUUGUCAUGGCGGAGGUGGUGAAUGUGCGCUUCGAAACGGUAUCUUCAUCAGCAAGAGUGGCACCAAUUGACGAGGAAAUUGGCAAUGAAAAUAUUAAUCAACAAUCUCUGCAAAACUCAGAAAUGCCAUCAAUUGAAGGGUUUGAAUCUUGGCUACCAAUUACAGAAUCCAGAAAGGGUAAUGCUUUUACUGCUGCAAUGCAUUUAUUAUGCUCUGGAAUUGGAGUCCAAGUUCUCAUACUUCCCAUGGCAUUCAUCGCACUAGGAUGGUCAUGGGGCAUUGUUCUUCUGUGCAUGGCAUUCUCGUGGCAGCUCUACACUACAUGGCUUUUAGUGCAUCUUCACGAAUCAGCAAAUGGAAUUCGUUACAGCAGAUUUCUCCACAUCUCUAUGGUAGCUUUUGGUCCAAAAUUAGGGAAGUUGCUGGCUAUAUUCCCAACAAUGUACCUGUCAGGCGGCACGUGCGUCUUAUUCAUAAUCAAUGGGGGAUGGAUCAUGGAACUUUUCUACAAAGUCAUAUGUGGCGAUAAUUUGCAAUGCAAUGACCGGACAUUAACCGGUGCACAAUGGUUCUUGGUGUUUGUAUGCUUGUCAAUUUUGUUGUCUCAGUUCUUUCCAAAUUUGUACUCUCUGUCCCGGGUUUCAUUUAUUGGUUCGAUUAUGGCCGUCACAUAUUGUAGCAUGAUAUGGAUUCUAUCCGUCACCAAGGGUCCGGAAAAAGGUAUUUCCCAUGACCCUUCGGACGCAUCAACAUCUAGUAUGGUCCGAAUUCGUAAUGCCUUGAACAGUAUAGGAUACAUCGCUCUCGUAUUCAGAGGUCACAAUGUUGUACUUGAAAUACAGGGGACAAUACGCUCGAUUUUAAAACGUCCAUCGCGAGUGCCUAUGUGGAGAGGAGUGAUAAUAUCAUAUUUACUCAUAGCAAUGUGUCUAUUUCCCAUUGCAAUUGUUGGAUAUUGGGCUUAUGGAAAUAUGAUACCCUUUAAUGGAGGAAUUUUAAGUGCAUUAAUGACAUUCCACAAAAACAACACGUCAAAAUAUGUCAUUGGUACAAUAUGUUUGACAAUGUUGAUACACUACAUGUGUGCAUUCCAAGUUUAUGCCAUGGUAGUGUUUGACAACUUAGAGCGCCUUUACGUUACGAAGAAAAACGAACCGUGCCCUCGAUGGGUCCGAUCAGCAAUCCGAGUCUUCUUUGGAGGAUUGACAUAUUUAAUUUCGGUGGCAUUCCCCUUUUUGGGAAGUUUGGGUUUACUCAUCGGCGCAAUAAUAUUACCUUUGACAUUGUCUUAUCCAUGCUUCAUGUGGAUUGCGAUGAAGAAACCUCGGGCAAUUAGUCCAAUGUGGUGCCUUAACAUAGGUCUCGGCUCGUUGGGUGUGUUGCUCAGCAUAGUAUUAGUCGUUUCAUCGUUGAGUACACUAAUAGCUAAUGGGUUAGAUGCCAAUUUCUUCAAGCCUUGAUGGCAACAUUGUAUAUCGUGAACAAAGUAAGAGGUUUAUACAAAAAUCGAUUUCAGUCACUGUCAUAUCCACUUUAUGUGAACACUGGUAGGAUAAUGAAAUUGGCACCAAAAACUCUUUUUAAAAGAGAUUAUUACGUAGAAAUGUCUACAA
Olea europaea var. sylvestris is the source of this 1727-nucleotide messenger RNA. Its product is annotated as lysine histidine transporter-like 7. The coding region runs from base 27 to 1574 and encodes 515 amino acids. The transcript has 5 exons. Gene Ontology annotation, cellular component: plasma membrane. The record is from RefSeq and is a predicted model, not a curated record. NCBI's taxonomy places the organism in Eukaryota, Viridiplantae, Streptophyta, Magnoliopsida, Lamiales, Oleaceae.